GGGAAUGGGUGGAGAUAUUGAUUCUGCUUCCUGCUUGCCUGGUGUGUUAUAGUGCGGUGAAUACCUGUUGUUCAGUGACAUUAAGGAUCAAAACCAGUUAUUGGAGCAUUGGUGCUAAUUCACGUGUGACCAACAAGAAGACGACUGAGAAGAACCAAACCUCAGAGAUCUACUGUACAUGCUGACUGGGGAGGAACAAAUGGAGUUUGAUGAAGUUGCAGUUUAUUUCUCGGAGGAGGAGUGGGGCUGUUUAGCUGAAGAACAAAAAGAGCUUUAUAAGGAUGUGAUGAUGGAGAAUUACCAGACCCUCAGCUCUCUAGGAUAUGUUCAUAUGAAACCUUUACUUGUUACAAAGAUUGAGCAUAGAGAGGAGCCGUAUGUGAGCAGUUUUCCAAUUACCAAAGGUGAACUCUCAAACUGCAGUAAUUCUAGUGCUGGUCAGACUUCAAAUGCUUCUUUCAGUCUUUUUAAAAAUCAAAGAAGCCACAUGGGAAAUGUAUGUUCUGACUGUGAGAAAUGUUUUACUUGGAAAACAAAUCUUGUUGAUCAUCAAAAAAUGCAUACAGGAGAGAAAGCAUUUUCAUGUUCUGAAUGUGGGAAGUUUUUUACUUGGACAUCAUCUCUUAUUAAGCAUCACAAAAUUGACGCAGGAGAAAAAGAAUUUCCAUGUUCUGACUGUGGGAAAUGUUUUGAUCGGGAAAAAAGUCUUAUUGAUCAUCAGAAAAUUCACACAGGAGAAAAAGCAUUUUCAUGUUCUGAAUGUGGGAAAUGUUUUACUCAGAAAUCACAUCUUAUUAGGCAUCAUCAAAUUCACACAGUUGAAAAAGCAUUUUCAUGUUCUGAAUGUGGGAAAUGUUUUACUUGGAAAUCAAAUCUCGUUGAUCAUCAAAAAAUACAUACAGGAGAGAAAGCAUUUUCAUGUUCUGAAUGUGGGAAGUGUUUUACUCAGAAAUCAGCUCUUAUUAAGCAUCACAGAAUUCACACAGGAGAAAAAGCAUUUUCAUGUUCUGAGUGUGGGAAAUGGUUUAUGCAGAAAUCUGAUCUUAUUCGGCAUCACAUGAUUCACACAGGAGAAUUUCUUUUUUCAUGUUCUGACUGUGGGAAAUGUUUUAAUCGGAAAUCAAAUCUUAUCGAUCAUCAAAAAAUUCAUACAGGAGAGAAAGCAUUUUCAUGUUCUGAAUGUGGCAAAUGGUUUACUCUGAAAUCAUCUCUUAUUAAGCAUCACAAAGUUCACACAGGAGACAUUUUUUUUCCAUGUUCUGACUGUGGGAAAUGUUUUACUGAGAAAUCAAAUCUUAUUAAGCAUCAAAAAAUUCACACAGGAGAAAAAGAAUUUCCAUGUUCUGACUGUGGAAAAUGUUUUACUCAGAAAUCAAAUCUUAGUAAGCAUCAAAAAAUUCACACAGGAGAAAAAGAAUUUACAUGUUCUGACUGUGGAAAAUGUUUUACUCAGAAAUCAAAUCUUAUUAGGCAUCAUCAAAUUCACACAGUUGAAAAAGCAUUUUCAUGUUCUGAAUGUGGGAAAUGUUUUACUUGGAAAUCAAAUCUCAUUGAUCAUCAAAAAAUACAUACAGGAGAGAAAGCAUUUUCAUGUUCUGAAUGUGGGAAGUGUUUUACUCAGAAAUCAGCUCUUAUUAAGCAUCACAGAAUUCACACAGGAGAAAAAGCAUUUUCAUGUUCUGAGUGUGGGAAAUGGUUUAUGCAGAAAUCUGAUCUUAUUCGGCAUCACAUGAUUCACACAGGAGAAUUUCUUUUUUCAUGUUCUGACUGUGGGAAAUGUUUUAAUCGGAAAUCAAAUCUUAUCGAUCAUCAAAAAAUUCAUACAGGAGAGAAAGCAUUUUCAUGUUCUGAAUGUGGCAAAUGGUUUACUCUGAAAUCAUCUCUUAUUAAGCAUCACAAAGUUCACACAGGAGACAUUUUUUUUCCAUGUUCUGACUGUGGGAAAUGUUUUACUGAGAAAUCAAAUCUUAUUAAGCAUCAAAGAAUUCACACCGGAGAAAAAGAAUUUCCAUGUUCUGACUGUGGGAAAUGUUUUACUCAGAAAUCAAAUCUUAUUAAGCAUCAAAAAAUUCACACAGGAGAAAAAGAAUUUCCAUGUUCUGACUGUGGGAAAUGUUUUACUCAAAAAUCAAAUCUUAUUAGGCAUCAUAAAAUUCACACAGGAGAUAAAGAGGCCGAUUUAUGAAGCAGUGGAUGCUGCUUCCGACCCACUCCUCUUCAGUUCCGCCUUAAGCAGAAGUUAAGAAGCAGCGGUCAUAAGACCGCUGCUCCUUAACUCGUCCGCCACCUCUGAAUUGGCGGACAGCAAUCAGCCCAAUCAAAUACGAUCAGGCUGAUUGACACCCCCUUCUAGCGGACGUUUGGCCGCGAAUCUGCAGGGGGCGAGAUUGCAUCAGCAUUUCAAAAGAACUGCUGGUGCAAUACACUGUCGGCAUUUAUCGAUGUCCGUCCGCACAAUAAUAAAUUGACCCCAAAGCGUUUUCAUGUUUUGAGUGUGGGAAAUGUUUUACAAAUCUUAUUGUUCAUCAAAAAAAUCAUACAGGAGAGAAAGCAUUUUCAUGCUCUGAAUGUGGGAUACGUUAUACUCAGAGAUCAUCUCUUAUUACACAUCAAAAAAUUCACACUGAAAAAAAAGCAUUUUCAUAUUCUGUGUGUGGGAAAUGUUUUCAUCAGAAAUCAACUCUUAUUACGCAUCACAAAAUUCACACAGGAGAAAAAGCAUUUUAAUUUUCUGAGUGUGGGUAAUGUUUUACUGGGAAAUCAGAUCUUAUCACAAAAUUCAUACAGGAGAGAUAACAUUUUAAUGUUUUGUCUGUGGGAAAGGUUUUAGUCGGAAAAUGGAUCUUAUUAAGCAUCAGAAAAUUCAUACAUGAAAGAAAGCAUUUUCAUGUUUUCACUGUGGAAAAUGUUUUAUUCAGAAAACACAUCUUAUUAGACAUCAAAAAAUAUAUAUUAAAGGAAAUCAGAGCUUAACUUCUUAAGUGCAGAGACACAAAGUCAUCAUUCGUACAAUGUAUAAAAUACUGUUGAUGAUUCUGGUCCUCUGGUGUACAAGCUCUUGAUGCUGUUUAAAGAUCCUUCUUCAUCUCAAGUGGUUAUGAGGUGGUCCUGAGUGUUUUUCAUCCCAAGGGGUAUCUGGAGUCCCUAUAUAGGUUUGAAUAGUCAAGUGAUCUGGCACAAAUUAAAUGUGAAUUUAUUUUAGUUUCAUGUGCAGAUCAAAGAAGUAGAAAUAUACCCAAAGGCUCUUAUUUAUAUGUUAAUAAAUCCUUCUUUGAAAUGUA
Messenger RNA from Bombina bombina (fire-bellied toad), 3281 nucleotides. Its product is annotated as gastrula zinc finger protein XlCGF26.1-like. The record is from RefSeq and is a predicted model, not a curated record. Lineage: Eukaryota; Metazoa; Chordata; Amphibia; Anura; Bombinatoridae. Gene Ontology annotation, biological process: regulation of immune system process; regulation of cytokine production; negative regulation of transcription by RNA polymerase II. The transcript has 5 exons. Bases 179 to 2185 code for a protein of 668 amino acids.